Messenger RNA from Cryptomeria japonica (Japanese cedar), 786 nucleotides. Its product is annotated as expansin-A4-like. The record is from RefSeq and is a predicted model, not a curated record. Lineage: Eukaryota; Viridiplantae; Streptophyta; Pinopsida; Cupressales; Cupressaceae. Gene Ontology annotation, biological process: plant-type cell wall organization. Bases 1 to 786 code for a protein of 261 amino acids. Gene Ontology annotation, cellular component: extracellular region. The transcript is spliced from 3 exons.
AUGAGGAACCUCCCCAGGCUAAUUAUAGUUGAGUCUCUUCUUCUAGUUAUAGAACUGUUAUGGUUCACUGGAACUAUUCAGCUGGUUGAAGGUUGUAGGCAAUAUGGAUGGAAUUAUGCUCAUGCAACUUUCUAUGGAGGUGUUGAUGGUUCAGGCACAAUGGGUGGUGCUUGUGGAUAUGGGAAUUUGUAUGCACAAGGAUAUGGUGUUAAGACAACUGCAUUGAGUACUGCUUUGUUCAACAAUGGAGAGGCUUGUGGUGCAUGUUUUGAGCUGAGGUGUGUGGAUGACCCACAAUGGUGUGCUCCAGGGAACCCUUCUGUGGUUGUCACAGCCACCAACUUCUGCCCUCCAAAUUAUUCUCUUCCUAGUGACGAUGGUGGGUGGUGUAAUCCACCCAGACAACAUUUUGACAUGGCCCAACCUGCUUUUGAAAUGAUUGCCAUUCUGAAGGCAGGGAUUGUGCCUGUCAAAUACAGAAGAGUCCCAUGUGUGAAAGAGGGAGGGGUCAGAUUUACCAUUAAUGGCAACUAUUACUUUUAUCUGAUCCUGAUAACAAAUGUGGGUGGAAGUGGAGAUGUGGUGAGUGUGAAGGUAAAAGGAUCUAAUACUGAUUGGCUUCCUUUAACAAGGAAUUGGGGAGAAAACUGGCAGUGCACAACCAAUCUUAAGGGGCAGUCUCUGUCUUUUCAAGUUACAAACAGCAAUGGGCAGAGCAUUACUUCAUAUAAUGUUGCUCCUUCUAAUUGGGACUUUGGUCAGACCUUUGAAGGAAAACAGUUCUAA